Molecule: messenger RNA, 1587 nt
Organism: Ceratitis capitata (Mediterranean fruit fly)
Lineage: Eukaryota; Metazoa; Arthropoda; Insecta; Diptera; Tephritidae
Product: probable cytochrome P450 313a4
Exons: 8
Coding region: 1-1476 (491 amino acids)
Molecular function (GO): monooxygenase activity; iron ion binding; heme binding
Source: RefSeq, a predicted model, not a curated record
AUGCUUUCUGCGUAUUCCUUAAUCAGUAUAACAAUUAUUUCCCUGUGCGCCAUCCUUUGGUCACGCAGGAAAUAUUACAAAUUGAUGUUUAAACUGCCUGGUAAAAUUGGAUAUCCUCUUUUGGGCAACGCUUUACAAAUUUCACGAAGAGACGAUAUGUUGAACAUGUUGAAAGAGAAAGAAACAGAAUAUGGUGGUCUCUUUUUAUCAUGGAUCGGCCCAUUUCCAAUAGCUGUCGUAAGUGAGCCCCAAUUAGCGCAAGAUGUGCUAAACUCGCCAAAUUGUGUCAACAAGAGUUUUGUCUAUAAAGGAGUGGAAGAUGCCACUGGACCAGGGCUGUUCACAUUAGAUGAUCCCGAAUGGAGUUACCACAGAAAAUUACUGAAUCCAGCUUUUUCGCACAAAAUUUUGUUAAGCUUUAUACCAAUUUUUAACAAAGAGGUUGAUAAUUUAAUAAAAGUUUUCGAGACGAUCCAAAAUUCUAAUGUGGAUCUUGCGACGAUAUUACAAAACUUUACAUUAUCGAUUGCCACACAAACUACCAUGGGUCAGAUUAUGUCAGAUAAAGGCGUUGACUCGGGCGUGGACGAAUCUUUAUUGCAAGCCUUUCCAUAUGUUCAAGAGACAAUUGUUGAAAUGGGAACCUUGUCCUGGCUUAGCAUGAAGGUGCUGGUCUGGAUUUUGGGAGAUUAUGAGAAAUACAAAAAGGCUAAAGCAACAAUUCGCAAAUUCAUUGGAAAUCUAAUUCUGGAGCGGACGAAAAUUAUAUCGGAAAAGUCGAAACUUGAUGGAAAUAUAUUUAUAAAUCGCGCCAUUGAAUUGCUCCAGCAGGGAAACUUCACACAAAAAAAUGUCGAAGAUGAAUCAAUUGUCAUCGUUUUUGGUGCAUUCGAAACGACAGCAACUACUUUAAAGCAUAUUAUAACAUUAUUAGCAAUGCAUCCAGAAUAUCAAGACAGAGCCUUCGAAGAAAUUUCCUCACUGCUCCCUCGAAAAGAACAUUUCGAAAUGAGUUAUUCGGACAUACAGCAACUCUCCUACAUAAGUAUGAUUAUUGACGAGGCCAUGCGUGUAAUGUCUACUGUGCCAGUCGUCGGGCGUCAAGUGAUUGCAGAUACAAAAUUGAGCAACGGCGUGGUAUUGCCAAAGGGCCUACAAGUUCUAAUCGAUAUUUUUAAUAUGCAACGGAGAGAAGAUAUCUGGGGACCAGAAGCUCGUAGUUUUAACCCGGAUAACUUUUUACCGUCAAAUAUCGAAGGAAAACAUCCAUAUUCCUACAUACCUUUUACAAAGGGACUAAGAAAUUGCAUUGGUUCCAAAUACGCAAUACUGUCUUUAAAAAUUGCAGUGGCUAAACUUGUAAGAAAUUUUAGAUUUACCACCGAUUUUGAGUAUGGAAAUUUGCAAUAUGUGGAAAAUAUAACAAUAAAGCUAAAGCAAACGCCACUAAUCAAAAUUGAAAAACGAGAGAUGUGAAAUCGACACCUUCCAAAAAGACAAGACAAGACAUUUUUAACGAAAUUUCUAGUUAUGUUUGUAGAAAGAAAAAAGGCGUGGCAAAUAAAUUUAAUAUAAAGAUGAGUUUUU